AUGGAUAUGAACCUCGUCUCCGGUACCAUCCCUCUCCCUAUUUCCCAAGAUCUUCCCAAGGGAUAUCUUGAUGCCACAACAAAGUCAGCCCGUCGCGCGGUGUUCACUCAUCAGCCGUUCUCGUCCUCCGUGAGCAAUGGCGUUUAUCCCAUCAAUGGGAUUGAGCCAGCGUGGUUAGACAAUAAGCGAUCCCUUUUCACCCUCACCCUCGAGCCCGUCUCCACAAUGUACAGCCUGGAUGCAAAGUUGGUGUCUUUCUUUGACACGUGUGCGGUCAAACUUGCCAUCUACACAGUGCCUAUUGCUGCUGAUGCCAUUGUUCCGAGUGUGGCAAGGGUGGGUGGAGUCUUUGAUUGUUUUUUUUUUACGAACAGCUCUACUGACAAAGGUCUGUUUACUAUCCUAAGAGGCAUUUUCAAAUCUUCAACAUUUAAAGCCAUUAAGGUAAUUGUGAAAUUUUGGGGUGGUUUCGUUGCUUGUUGA
Hydatigera taeniaeformis is the source of this 483-nucleotide messenger RNA. NCBI's taxonomy places the organism in Eukaryota, Metazoa, Platyhelminthes, Cestoda, Cyclophyllidea, Taeniidae. The record is from the annotation of a GenBank genome assembly.